Molecule: messenger RNA, 1425 nt
Organism: Papaver somniferum (opium poppy)
Lineage: Eukaryota; Viridiplantae; Streptophyta; Magnoliopsida; Ranunculales; Papaveraceae
Exons: 4
Coding region: 1-1425 (474 amino acids)
Source: RefSeq, a predicted model, not a curated record
AUGGGAUUCACGCCGCUUGAUUGGGUAGUGUUGACAGGAUUGAGUAUUGGAAUUGGGGAUGAUGUUCCGUAUAACCCAGUCAAGUACAAAUUUGAUUAUGUCCGUGAGCAUGUUUUUCCAGAAAUAGAAGAACCCUUAGAUUAUGAAGAUCCCCCAAUCUCUGGAAAAAAACGCCCCCCGGCACAGUGGAUUUCAGAUGCAAUCACAAUUAAAUUUUUGACUACGUAUUUCAAAGAAGAUAUCUUGGUUGCAGCUAAUUUGGAUGACAAACUUGCAGAAAAAGUGGCGAGGGCCUUUUUUAUGUAUGUUUUGGGAAAUUUUUUCUUUUCCAAUGCAAAGAACUACAUUGAUGCGGCUUGGUUAGCUGCUUUUGAGGAUCUAAAUGCAGUUGAUAUGUAUGAUUGGGGUGGUCCUGCUUUUGCAAAAUUGUAUGUGGCACUCAACGCAUCUGGUAGGGGACAGAAGUCAUUAUCUGGGCCGUUCCAAAUAUUAGAGUUUUGGGGAUAUGAAUAUCUGGGCAUAUGUAGACCGUGCGACCCAACUAGUGAAGAAAAAUGGCCAAGAACUUCCCGGUGGAAAGCGAAGAAAAAGACUAUCGAUAUUGUUCACUGUAGGAAUGCGCUUAAUCAGUUGACUGCAGACAUCGUGACAUGGAGACCGUGGGAAUCCGCCAUUGGUGUUCUUGACUCUGAUGUUGGUCGCAGGGCUGUGGAGCUUUCAAACAAAAGGGUUAUAUUUACUUGGAUUGGCAAGAAUAUGUGGUACCUAGGAGAACGAUCUUGGAGGCAAAAUCAUCCUACUUUUGGAAUUCCUAGAAAUCCACCAUUUAAAAUUGGCGAGGUCAGUCAUGAGAAAGCAAAACUUGUGAAAGAAGCUGGAUGGGUAGAUGCAAAUAUGUUUGUGAAAGCUGUUUCAUAUAAUAUGUAUCUGCGAUAUUGGCGACAUGUAACUAACUUCCAUCAAUUCGUGACCAAAGUCGAUUGGGUAGUUGAAUUACACGGGGUUGAUGGUGACCGUGUUAAACACCUUAUUCAACGACCUGCUCAGCAUGUACCUAUUCCACCACCACAACAAUUAUCAUACCCUGAAGCUUAUAAUCUAGUUCAAGAACAUGCCGAUUUUAAUCGUGCGUUUCGCGAGUUUGUAUUAUAUGAAACGGAAGACAGGAUGAUACGUUUAAAGGCAAAAGAUGAAGUAAUACGAGGCCUUGCAGCUCGUAACAAUUACCUGGAGGAUCAGAUGCAAUUCCGUAUGCAACAAACGCCGCGUCCCCCUAUUGGAUUCGGCAGUUUUUCUGAAACUAUCCCACCAGCGGUGUGGGCUCCAGUGAGUCAAGCAUCAACAAUGUCGUCUGUUAACCCCCAUCCGAGAAUGACGUUUAUCCCACCACGGCAAACACCAUCGCAUACUCCUACUGAUGAAUAA